Messenger RNA from Topomyia yanbarensis, 3863 nucleotides. RefSeq names its product phosphatidylinositol 3-kinase catalytic subunit type 3 (gene Pi3K59F). Gene Ontology annotation, cellular component: cytoplasm; membrane; phosphatidylinositol 3-kinase complex, class III, type II. The transcript has 13 exons. Bases 77 to 2758 code for a protein of 893 amino acids. Gene Ontology annotation, molecular function: 1-phosphatidylinositol-3-kinase activity. NCBI's taxonomy places the organism in Eukaryota, Metazoa, Arthropoda, Insecta, Diptera, Culicidae. The record is from RefSeq and is a predicted model, not a curated record. Gene Ontology annotation, biological process: phosphatidylinositol-3-phosphate biosynthetic process; autophagosome assembly; phosphatidylinositol-mediated signaling.
ACGAAAUAAAUAUUUUUAUUUUGCUUCAUAAUUGAGUCGGUGUUUUGUUUUUUGUUGUAAUAAAGUUUCUUCUGCAAUGGAUACUGCUUUCAGAUACGUUCACAGCAGCGAAGUUCUUCAAAAGCUUCAAAUAAAAAUAGGAACUUUAGAAGGCGAACGACAAUCAUGCUCGUAUGAAAAGCUUCUUCAACAACCGUUAUUGAAAUUUUCUGGUCUCAACUCGGAGAAAUUUCCAGCAUUAAAAGUUAGUAUUCAUGUAUAUGAUGACGAAAAACCUAUGGGCCUACCUGUAACUACAUCAUAUAAAUGUUUUUCCAGUAGAUGGAGUUGGAAUGAAUGGUUGACAUUACCUAUUCUCUUCAGUGAUUUAUCUCGUUACUCGGUCUUGGCAAUAACUAUAUUUGAUUGUGCAGGAAAUCAAGCUGAUGAAACCAUUGUUGGAGGAACGUCGAUAUCACUGUUUGGAAAAACUGGAAUGUUCAGACAGGGCUUAUACGACUUGAAAAUAUGGCCGGAAGUAAAAGGUGACGGCAAAUAUACAUCGGCAACACCCGGUAAAUGUAACGACUUCUGUAAUGAUCAAAUGCAACGACUGUCAAAACUUGCGAAGAAACACAGAAAUGGACAAAUAGAAAAGGUAGACUGGCUUGAUCGUUUAACAUUCAGAGAAGUAGAGCUGAUUAAUGAAAGGCAGAAAAGGAAGUCACAUUUUCUGUAUCUAAUGGUGGAGUUUCCAGAAUUAUCCAUAGAAGAUAAACCGUGCUUUGUCGUGUAUUAUGAUCCAGAUGGUGACAAUAAACAUUGUUUUGUUUCAAAACCCAAAUUAGUGACUGUACCGGAUUCUGAAACACUACAGGAAAAUCUGGUGGAACGUAAGCAUCAUCGACUAUCUCGAUCAGCUAGAUCUGGUCUUUCGGACCGUGAUGCCAAACCAACUGCAAGUGUGCGUGAUUUAUUACAUUCUAUUGUUUACCGCUAUUCGCCGACAUCGUUGUUGAGUAGCGAAGAACAAGAUCUGAUAUGGAAAUAUAGGUUCUACCUCAGUGCUCAGAAAAAAGCUUUGACCAAGUUUUUAAAAUGUGUCAAUUGGGAAACAGGUACAGAAGUGCGUCAAGCACUGACAUUGCUGGCGAAAUGGGCACCAAUGGAUGUCGAGGACGCACUUGAACUUCUGAACUCUUCGUUUAAUCAUCCAACUGUCAGACGGUACGCAAUAUCACGUCUAGAUCAGGCUCCGGACGAAGACUUGUUACUUUAUUUGUUACAGCUUGUUCAAGCUUUAAAGUAUGAACAUUUUGAUGAAAUAUUCAAAUCGUACAACAAAGAUAAAGAUGUUCUGAAAUCUAUGGAAGAUAAUUCUAACGAAAAUAAUUUUGAAAUUUUUUCAGACACGGAAGAAAAAAUGUCGAUAUAUCAGUCGGAUGGACUUGAUACAACGGUGCAUAACGAAACAAAUAGUAUCGCGUUAUCGAAAGAAGUUUUUCAUAUGGACACAUCAAGCCCUUUCAAUCUGGCAACGUUUUUAAUUCAGCGGGCAUGUAAAAACUCGACCUUGGCAAAUUACUUAUAUUGGUACUUAUCAAUUGAAUGCGGUGAGGAAUCCGCCAGAAAACAAGAUCAACGAGUUCGAGAAAUGUACGUCACAGUGUUAAAAAUGUUUCUUCAGCAACUGUCAACUGGGAGCGCUGAAUUGAAAGUAAUAUUCCAUAACCUUAAUGAGCAGCAAAAAUUUAUUGACAAUUUAGUGAAACUAAUUAAAAUCGUUGCCAAAGAGACAGGCAAUAGGAAGAAAAAGACAGAGAAAUUCCAAUUUUUGCUAUCGGAUACCGAUGCUGUGAAAAUUAAUUUCACUAAGUUUGAACCACUCCCGUUUCCGUUAGAUCCUGAUGUUCGAAUUCGUGGAAUUAUUCCAGAGAAAGUAACGUUGUUCAAAAGUGCACUAAUGCCUUCAAAACUGACAUUUCUAACCACAGGCCCCACUGAGUAUGUGGCAAUUUUCAAACAUGGAGACGAUUUAAGACAAGAUCAAUUAAUCCUACAAAUGAUAACAUUAAUGGAUAAACUGUUGCAGAAAGAAAACUUGGAUUUAAAACUAACGCCAUACCGCGUUUUAGCAACUAGUUCGAAGCAUGGAUUUAUGCAAUAUGUGGAAUCAAUAACGGUGGCAGAGGUACUGAAUGCUGAAGGAAGUAUACUUAACUUUUUCCGGAAACAUCAUCCCUGUGAGGCAGGUCCUUACGGUAUUCUUGCUGAUGUUAUGGACACAUAUAUUAAAAGCUGCGCUGGGUACUGUGUAAUAACUUACUUGUUAGGUGUAGGAGAUCGUCACUUGGACAACCUUCUUCUAACAGAUACUGGCAAAUUGUUUCAUAUCGAUUUUGGUUACAUUUUGGGCCGAGACCCAAAACCAAUGCCUCCACCAAUGAAACUUAGCAAAGAAAUGGUUGAAGCUAUGGGUGGAUUGUAUUCCGAACACUACCACGAGUUCCGAAAACUUUGUUAUACUGCUUUUCUACAUCUACGGCGUCAUGCAAACGUCAUGCUCAAUUUAUUUGGCCUAAUGGUCGAUGCAUCAAUUCCGGAUAUCGCUCUGGAGCCGGAUAAGGCAGUCAAAAAAGUAGAAGAUAAUUUACGUUUAGAUCUUUCUGAUGAAGAAGCUGUACAGCACUUGCAAAACCUUUUAGACUUUUCAAUAACAGCAGUCAUGCCAGCAUUGGUUGAGCAAAUUCACAAAUUAGCUCAAUAUUGGAGAAAAUGAAUAACACAUGUAAUUAGUCCUAUACGUAUCGAUUUUCUUUUUCGCUGUGAGCAAUGGAUAAGAAACAGAAACCCCAGUCCCGCAUACGAAAACUGUUUUUAAUUAUUUUCCGCUGUCCCUAUGUUGGUAUCAUUUCUAGUUGACAGAAACUUUCAAAAUCAAAAAAAACCCGAACUCUAAAAUCUUGUAAACAGUUGAAUAUAUUUUAACUUUAAUCAAAUACACUACCCGUCAUAAGUUUGUAAUCACUUUAAUAAGUAUUCACUGUAUCGAUUUAUGUAAUAAGUUCUGUAACACCCAUAUUGAAUAUUGCAACACCCCCCGAAAAGUUGAGCAUCAUCUAGGAAAGGCUGAAUUCAAGAUGCCCUAUCUCGAAAUCGUGACUAUCGACAUAUUUCUCGACAAACAUAUGAUUACGGCGUAAAAUGCCAACUGUCAAAAUUUGAAAAUUGCAGACAAACCGUUACUCGCCAAUCACAGAUGUUGGUAGUAACUAAAGAUAAAUUUUUUCUCUUCAUAAACUGCUAGGAACUGUGUUCGGCCAGUAACGGUUUGUCCGGAAUUUUCCUUCAAAGAGAAUUGGGCUUUUACGUUGUAAUCAUAUGUUUGUCGAGAUUUGAUCUAUUCAGCAAAGUUAGGGUAAGGUGGGGCAGAUCCGACCGUUGGGUAAACCCGACCAUCCUCUGUUAUCGAAAAUCGGAAGCAUUGCGCGAACUAAUAUCAAUGUUGUCGUGUGGAGCAUCGAAAAUAAUCGGAAUGGUGGCAUGACAGCAUUUUAUUAGUCUACAUUGAGAUGCUCAAACGACAAUAAGUGUGUUUUUACAACUUUUGAUUUGAUUUAUGUGCGUCAUUGACUUCAGGAUAUUUCAGAUUGUUAAUGUGAUUGCAUAAAAAAAUGUAAGUGAAUCUAAAUUCUUUGAUUAAAGUCCUACAAAGUGCAUAGAUGAAGUUUGUCCAACUUUUUUCAUAUUUUUUUUUAAUUGCAUCGUAAUAAAAAAUAACUCGAUGGGGCAAAUCCGACCUCUAAAUCGUGGGGUAAAUCCGACGGCUUUUUUGCUAAGAAAAUGUUUAUAUAUCAAAUUGAAAUAUAUUUUUAUUAUUAUAA